Molecule: messenger RNA, 459 nt
Organism: Lobosporangium transversale
Lineage: Eukaryota; Fungi; Mortierellomycota; Mortierellomycetes; Mortierellales; Mortierellaceae
Exons: 3
Coding region: 1-459 (152 amino acids)
Source: RefSeq, a predicted model, not a curated record
AUGUUCCAUUUUGAUUACUUGCAGGCUUAUAUGGAGCGCCGUAUUCAUGAGUUCAGGGACAUACAGAACAUGUUACUUCGGUUCACACGAGAUCAGCUAUAUCAGCUCAAGGAACUGCAUCACUUACCUGAUUCAUAUAAUACGCCUGCUGGUGAUUCCUUCUCGGGGAUGGAGGGCAAUUCUGUUAUCAAGGUCAAUGGGUGCCAUGCUACCAACACCCAUAGCGGCGCGAUAAGUUCCCCUGGGGUAGUGGUGGAUAAAUAUAAAAUUAAAACAUGCGAGCAGCUUUGCGAUGGUAACGAUCAUAAUGGUAAUAAUAACAGUAGUAGUAGUAACCAUAAUAAUAAUAGUAUUAACAAUGAUUAUAGCGAAAAUGGUAAUAUUAACAAUGAUAUUAAUAAUAAACAUUCUAUCAAAGCUCUUGGUCAGUUUUUGAUGUCAACUUAUGCAGUGAGUUGA